Capronia epimyces CBS 606.96 is the source of this 1524-nucleotide messenger RNA. RefSeq lists its product as uncharacterized. Lineage: Eukaryota; Fungi; Ascomycota; Eurotiomycetes; Chaetothyriales; Herpotrichiellaceae. The coding region runs from base 1 to 1524 and encodes 507 amino acids. The record is from RefSeq and is a predicted model, not a curated record. The transcript has a single exon.
AUGCUGGACGAUCUCGAAGCCAGCACCGCAGCCACCCUGCAGGAGCUUGAUGCCCCGAUCGUCGACUUCAAUCCGUCCAUAGCACUACAUGAAUCUCCUGAAGGAUCCUCGGCCAACCUGUUCCAGAAUAUGGACAUCCACGGAAACAUGGGUAUGAACUUUCUGGAGAACAUGCACAUGCAAAUGCAUAUGAAUACUGCAAAUGCUUUGGGCAUGAACCAAACUCAAGGUCAAGGUCUGGGUCUCGGUCUGGGUCUGGGCACCGAUAUACCGUUCAGCAGCAACAUCGACCCGAACUUGCAUCUGCAGAUGAAUCCAGCCGGCAACAUGAACGGCGCCACCUCACGAGCCCAUUCCGAAUACAGAGAUGGCACGGGUAGCGGAUCCACGUCUAUGCGUCCGGAUGCCAACCCCUUCUUCACAAGCAAUGGUGCUGUUCCUUCCGUGGUAGCCGUUCCAGAAACAUAUGCAAACGGAACUGCUUCCACAACCAUGAGCCAGGCGGUUCCUGCUGAGGUCAGUGGCCAUGCGAGUGCCGGUUCCCAUGGUCCUGCCCAAUCCACGACUGCGACUAGGAAUUUUCAAGCAGCCAACCGAGACUCGAGGUCAGUCGCCAUCACGGAAGCAAACACAAUCCCAAAGGCAAAGCCAGCAGAAACACACCCGUCCAUCCACACAGACAACUCGGUUUUCAAUGGAGCAACAUCUGCCGCCGACGGAGGCAUGUCUAUCUCGACGAAUAGGCUUACUAGCGUGGACGGUUCUAUCAACCAUUCUAACCUUGUUGACCAAGAACACAGCGAGAGCAGUGGUGGUGGUGGCGACAACGGCAACAGCAAUACCAACACUAAGAGCAUGAACAACGGUAACAUCACCACCAACACUAAGAGCAUGAGCAUGAGCAUGAGCAACGGUAACAUCACCAGCACCAGUACCAAUAAUACAGUGGUAAUGGCACCAACUCUCGACCCGAACCCAACUCUCCCCAUUACCACAUGGGGCGCCGACCUGGGCAUGGAGGAUAUGAUGGGCAUGGAUAUGAAUUUGGAUAUGAAUUUGGAUUUGGAUUUGGAUUUGAACAUGGACUUCAAUCUCGAUUUCAACCCCAACCUCGACUUCAAUCCCAAUUCGCUCGAUUUCCAUUUCCCAGCCAAUGGUAACGGCGAUGGUAACGGCGAUGAUAACGGCACCAGCAACGGCCAGGUCAACGGUCAGGCCAACGGUCAGGUCAACGCCAACGGUCACGGUACCAGCAACGGUCAGGUCAACGUCAACGGUCACGGCAACGGCACCGGCAUCGGCAACGGUCAGGUCAACUGUUACGUCAAUGGCGACCAAGUCAAUGGCGGUCACGUCAACGGUCAGGUCAAUGGUCACAGCAUAAGCAACAGUCAGGUCAACAACGUACACGGCCACGGCGACGGCCACGACAGCACUGGCACCGCCCUGGACUGGGAGAAGGAACUGGGCCUGGACAAGACGGCCGGGCUCGAGUUUGAUUUCAACCAGCUGUUUCAAGCUUGA